Molecule: messenger RNA, 3275 nt
Organism: Calidris pugnax (ruff)
Lineage: Eukaryota; Metazoa; Chordata; Aves; Charadriiformes; Scolopacidae
Product: transmembrane protein 68-like
Exons: 7
Coding region: 155-1147 (330 amino acids)
Cellular component (GO): membrane
Molecular function (GO): acyltransferase activity
Source: RefSeq, a predicted model, not a curated record
CCUCGGGGCCGGGCAGAAGAACCAGCCUCCUGCUGAAGGGGAACCGCAGCCCCCUGUCCCGGCAGCAAGAAAGCGGCCGGCUCUUGUGAAGAAACAAGGGGCAAACCCACCCCUCCUGGCUGCCGGCCCCUCUCCGGCUGCAGUGAAACAGGAGAUGAUAGGUGGAAAUGAAUCUUGUACUGCAGGACCCGUACCUAUGUCCUACCUAACCUGCCUGACCUACAUUCUGGGAGAAUGGACCGGCGUGGAGCAUAUUGAAGAUUACCUGAGUUAUGCAGUCUACCUUUUGUGGGUGCUUUUUCCACUGGCAGUAGUUUUGCUGCUUCCAGGAGUCCUCGUCAUCCUCUUCUACACUUCCAUUCUCCUCCUUCAUAUUUAUAAAAGGAAGAAUGAACUAAAGGAAGCUUAUUACAAUGAUGUUUGGGAGGGUGCAAGACAGAUGGUGGGUACCCUAUGGGAUGGACACGGAAGAAUAUGGCAUGGUUAUGAACUUCACGGUGUCAAAAAUAUUCCUGAAGGACCAGGGCUUAUUGUGUUUUAUCAUGGAGCUACUCCUGCUGACUACAUCUAUUUUAUGGCUAGACUUCUUAUACAAUGGAAGAGAUACUGCCACGUAGUAGCUGAUCAUUUCGUCUUUAGAUUACCAGGUUUUAAAAUAUUACUUGAUGUACAUGGAGUUCUGCAUGGACCAAGAGAAGAAUGUGUUGCUGCUCUGAAGAAGGGCUGUCUGCUGGCCAUUGCCCCAGGUGGAGUUCGGGAAGCACUCUUUAGUGAUGAAAUGUAUACUAUUAUCUGGGGUGAUCGGAAGGGCUUUGCUCAGGUGGCCAUUGAUGCAAAAGUGCCCAUCAUUCCUAUGUUUACACAAAAUGUUCGAGAAGGCGUUAGGACAUUAGGAGGAAUAAAAAUAUUUAGGUCACUAUAUGAACGUAUUAGGCUGCCAAUAGUUCCUUUGUACGGUGGGUUUCCAGUCAAGCUUCGUACUUUUAUUGGAGAACCUAUUCCAUACGAUCCAAAUGUAACUGCUGAGGAACUUACUGCAAAGACAAAAGCAGCAGUCCAAGCUCUAAUAGACAAACAUCAGAAAAUACCAGGAAAUAUAUUUAGGGCUUUAAUGGAACGAUUUCAAACACAAAAGAAAGAAGAUUAAGGUCCUCUGAAGAAACGACUAUUUGGUUAUAAUAUUCUUAUAGUCAUAUUUGUAACUUAUUCAUUCUUCUAAUAAUAGGUUUUAAAUACUGUCCUAAUGAUACUGCUGUAUAAUUUAAGAUACAAGACACUUUCCCUUCCUCCUGUCCGGUAUCAAGCUCAGGAACCCAAACUUCAAAUCAUUCACAACGAGGCAAAGCUUAGUUUUUGAUAAAUGCAUUCCUAACUUGAAAGUGGCUUUUUUUUUUCCAGAAAUGGUACCACAAGUCUUUACGUACACAUUCUUUGGUCGUUUGUUCUUUUUUUUGUUCCCCCCCUCCCCGAGGUUUCUCUGUAACCCCAAUGUUAGACCUGCUGUAGAGCUGGAGUCUUACUGUCUUGACCAUCACCGCUGUCAGUAGGUUUUUGCCGGCCAGAUCGAUGCCCUCGAGCAUUUAUAAAACCUUUCUUGAGGUUGUUAAUCCUGGUGCUGCUGGAAAACAGUCAGAAAGAGUGAAAAUGGAUUGGAGAACUGAAGUGAACCCGAGGUGGUUUGUUACAGAAGCCACUCGGCUGCGGCGAUGGAGAACCCUACAGGGCAGCUGCUGUUCCAGGCUGAGCCACGCUGGGUACCUGCCCCUGGGGAGAGACUCCUCCUCUUUGCUUCUCAGUCAAUCUGCAAAUUCUCCUUUGAAAGAACGGGCCAAGCAUUUAAUCUUUUAAAAAGUGCAAAUGAGAGGACUGUUUAGUAACGUAAGCUCAUGAAGCUUCAUUUUGAAGGAAAGAAAACAUUAGUACAACAUUCCUUUUAAAAGUAGUAGCUCUUCUGAAAAAACAGGACAGACAUUCCUAAAUACCCUUUGAAUCUAAUAUAUGUGUAGACUCUUAAACAUCCAUAUUCUUCAAACACAGUUAUUUAUGUAAGUUAUUAAAUCAGGGUCGAGAGGGAAAUCCUAUAUACUUUCCUUAAGUGAAAACAAUUGAAUGAACAGGAAAGAGUUGCAGGAUUGGGCUUCUGAGCACUUACAGUAAAUUAUAUUAUGAUAUUUUUUCUGAACUAAGGCCCAUGCUUUUAUUGUCCAAAUAGGAAAUACCUGAAAUAUUUCUUCUGAUUGUCAGCAAGUUUGAUCUGUGGUUCUUAAAUUAACAUCUGGGAACUUUUUAGUUUUGGGAUGAACAAAAUCCUUAAGGAAAGACAAAAGAGGUUUUUGCUCUAUUACGUGGCCUCCUUUCAAUAUUGUUGGGGUUUGACCCUUUCUUAAACAAAAAAAACAACCCAGAAAACCAAAAACCCAAUAACAAAAAAAACCCCAACUUCUAAAAAAGUAGUUGUACUCAAUUUAGUAUUCAUUCCUCCCACCAGUUGAGCAUAUUUUGCUUUAUACUCUUUUAAAUGUAUAAAGUAGUGAGAUUAUGUAAGUGUGUGUGGCUGACGCCCUGUGUUAGAAAAAUAUCACUUUAUGGGAAAGAGUCUAGAAAUUAUGGUUUACACAAAGCAAAAAGCUUACUUAUUUUAUCAUGUUAUUUUAUAUCAAAAGCAUUUUCUGUGGUGUUGAAUUAAUUUUUUUAAAGCUGGGCAAAGAAUCAUGUCAUGUAAAAGCAAAUGUCCAUGCAGAGGUUUUUUUUAAAAUGACGUGGGUUUGAUUUGAAGGCAAGAUUGUGUCCUUUUUAACUUUCAAGUUAAUUUAUCAGGAUGUUUUUUAAAAAAAAAAAAAAUUAUGUUAACCCAAUGUGUCAUUAAAGUGAGAAUGCCAAAUUCCUACAGUGGAGAAUAUCUUAAGUAUGACUUUGUUUUUACUGUCUGUCUGGAGGAAAAUGCCCAUCGCUCUGGAAUUGUGAAAUUCCCAAAGGCAGCCGAACGUAUUGUGUGUUGAGGUUGUGUAUAUGGAAAGCUCAGUCUAAAAGGUUCUGACAGACAUGGACAGACAUUUGCCCGCUGAGAUUUUGUAAAAUUUAUUUGACUAAAUGCAUUUGAUGCAGUUUUGUCCCUUUAAGUAUUCAACGAUGAGUAUAAAAAACAAAAAAUGAAGGGCAGUAUUGGUACUCUUUAAGUGUUCAUAUUUGUAUAGGCCUUUCAUAUUUAUUUCUAUAUAUAAAAAAAAAAUAUGUAUAGAAGACAUCUUUCAAAUAAAAUUGACAACUGGAACAGG